Molecule: messenger RNA, 4507 nt
Organism: Nerophis ophidion (straightnose pipefish)
Lineage: Eukaryota; Metazoa; Chordata; Actinopteri; Syngnathiformes; Syngnathidae
Gene: amot
Product: angiomotin
Exons: 13
Coding region: 411-3365 (984 amino acids)
Biological process (GO): angiogenesis; actin cytoskeleton organization; regulation of cell migration
Cellular component (GO): lamellipodium; bicellular tight junction; plasma membrane
Molecular function (GO): signaling receptor activity
Source: RefSeq, a predicted model, not a curated record
CUUCAGGACCUCCCUUUUUAUGGAAAAACAUGAAAGUAGCAACAACGACUAAAACCGCUGAAAAGACCAAUUGUUCGCUAAAAACACAAUCCCAUCCCAAGUCUGGCGGUUGACGACUGAGAUUUUGAUGUUUUGUUGAAUUCUGUUAAGUUUUUCAUGUUUGGUUUAGCGUUGAGUUGAGUAGCGGGAACGAAGAAGAUCUGAGGAACAUGUUUCCACUGAAGGCGUGUUGAAGAAGCUGCAAGAUGGCUACGUUGUGACGUCACCGUGAGGUGGAAGCACUUACUUUGACUUUAAGUCAAUCUUUCUUAGAUGUGGUCUGCUUCAGGUUUUGAUGGAAGAAACACAAAAGGAAGGCACUGAGGGGAGCUUGGAUUCCUUUUUAAUCAGGUAGUCCGUACGAAGGGUCAAUGAGGACCGCAGCCGAAGAAUCACCGAACAGCAGCAGCGCAGGAGGCGGAAAUAGUACCGUCCUGCAACGUCUCCUGCAGGAGCAGAUGAAUCGGAGUUUUGUGAUGCAGCAACAGCAAGGAGGAGCAGGACCUGGAUGUGGAGGGCACGGGCAGGGUGGUCCAUCCGAAGACCAUUCCAUGACCCCCCACAUUGCCCGGCAGGAGCCCCAGGGACAAGAGCUACAGACAGACAGCUUGGAGAAGUUGGGGUCCAGAGUAGUAGGAGGUUGUGGAAGCAACGGAGGGGGAGUUGGUUCAAUAGCUGGUGCAGGUGGAAGCAGUAGAUGUGGUUCAACUACCCAGGGUCUGUGCCUAAAUCUGGAGGAACUGCCUACUUACGAGGAAGCAAAGGUUCAGUCACAAUAUUUUCGUGGUCAUGGCCCACCUCCUCAGCUUCAGCAACAGAGCAACCAGUCCCAGCAGGCCUCAAUCCCAACCUCAGGGGGAGCUGCCUUUUAUGUCACUGGGGUAACGGAUUCCAAAAUGCGCACAGAAGGUCGGCCCACCGUGCAGCGUGUUAACGGGGCAGUGAAGGUUCUCCAAGAUGAUGGACUGAAGGACCUAAAACAAGGUCACGUUCGAUCUCUAAGCGAACGACUAAUGCAGCUGUCCUUGGCCACGAGUGGUGUUAAGGCACAUGCUCCUGUCAUCAGCUCUUCACUGUCACCCCAGCUGUCCCCUGCAGGGCAGCCAGGUGAUUACUACAAGCCCCAGCAUCGGGGCCCACCUCCAGACUACCCCUUUAAAGGAAUGAACUUACCGACUAUGCAGCAAGAGACUGGAGGUCCUUUCUAUCAGGAACAGUCCAGGGAAGUGCCCCAUGUCCGAUAUCAGCCCCCACCAGAGUAUGGCUCAUUUAGAUCCAGUAAGGACGGUUCAGGCACGUUCCAAAAAUCCCUUCACCAGCACAGCCCCACCUCUUCUGUCACUUCUGUUGGUUCUUUGUCCCGCGCCCAGUCUUCUACUUUCUGUAGCGUUCCUAGUGUUUCCCACUCCUCUCACCCUUCUUUCCUGCACCAACAACCACACAGUCAGGGUCAGACCUUGCCCAGAAUGGGUCUUCGCAAUCUACAGGGUUUUGUUUCCCAUCAGGUAGGGGAGCCUUUCACCCCCCUGUCUAUGAACCCAACACCACAAAGAUGCCAUGGUUUCCCCAACAGCCCCUACAGCUCCACACCACGGAGUUACAACAAACAGCAACAAAAUCCUCCAUAUCAACUGCAGCAUUUCCAAGGGCCGCUCCCUCCCCAGGGUCAGCCCUUUGUUCCCCCUGGACAUUUCCCCCAUCUGCAUUCUUACUCAAACCUGCAGGGAGAGUCCUUUGCGAUGAUGACACAAGCUCAACAGAGGGUGAAUGUGCUCACCGAUGAGAACAGAACUCUGAGGCAGGAAAUGGAGGCCUGUCGUGAGAAAGUCAUCAAGCUGCACAAGUUGGAAACAGAAAUACAGCUGGUGUCAGAGGCUUACGAAACCCUCGCUAAGUCUUCCUCCAAGAGGGAGGCCCUGGAGAAAACAAUGAGGAACAAGCUAGAAUUGGAGGUCCGACGGCUGCACGACUUUAACAGGGACCUCCGAGAGCGCAUGGAGACAGCCAAUAAGCAGAUGACUGCUAAAGAGUGUGAUGACUCCGAAGAAAACCUGAAGACCAUAUCCCAGCUGCUUUCACAAAACAAAGAGACGAUAUGUGAGAAGGAAAAAGUAGAAAUGGAACUGAAUGCACUGCGCUCCAUCACAGAGGACCAGAGGAGGCACAUUGAAAUUAGGGACCAGGCUCUUAACAAUGCCCAAGCCAAAGUGGUCAAGUUAGAGGAGGAGCUGAAGAAGAAGCAAGUCUAUGUGGAGAAGGUGGAGAGAAUGCAGCAGGCUCUUGCUCAGCUGCAGGCAGCCUGUGAGAAGAGAGAACAACUUGAACAUCGACUUCGUACAAGACUCGAGCGAGAGCUGGAAUCACUACGCAUGCAGCAGCGCCAAGGAGGCACUCAAAACAAUGGUGUGGUCCCGUCAGAGUACAGUGCCACUGCACUAAUGGAGCGCUUAAGGGAGAAGGAAGAGCGCAUCUUGGCUCUGGAGGCUGACAUGACCAAGUGGGAGCAAAAGUACUUGGAGGAGAGCGUCAUGAGGCAGUUCGCCCUGGAGGCGGCGGCUUCUGUCGCUACUCAAAGGGAUACAUCUAUAGCAAUGUUGAGCCAUUCCCCCAGCAGCAGCUACGACACGUCAGUAGAGGCUCGCAUUCAAAAAGAAGAAGAAGAGAUUCUAAUGGCGAAUCGGCGCUGUUUGGACAUGGAAAGCAGGAUAAAGAACCUCCAUGCCCAGAUAAUAGAGAAGGAUGCUAUGAUCAAGGUGCUGCACCAACGAUCCAAGAAAGAACUAAUCAAGUUGGAUGUGCCUCCAACAAUGAGGCCCUCUAAGUCUCUGAUGUCCAUUUCUAAUACUGGAUCUGGUAGCUCAGGACUGCUCUAUCAUAGCCUUGGACUUAGUAGCUCACCCAUCACUGAAGAACGCAAAGAUAGCAACUGGAAAGGCAGCUUGGGGGUUCUGCUGAGUCCUGAAUUUCGCACAGACUCUCACAGAACCGAGUCGAUAUCAUCAUCUCCUUCCCCGGUGUUUUCUUCCACGCAAAUGGCAGCAGUCCACUCAAAGACAGGCAGCAGAGAUAGCUGCACGCAGACCGACAAGAAUCCCAGCCAGGACACCAGCAAGCCCGGCACCCCAGCCCUUCAGAGCAUGACGCUACCAAGCAGAUUGUCCAGCCCGAGCCCCAACUACAUUCAUGACCGUGGACUUGACGGUCCAGUAUUUCACUGCAGCACUCUGGAGCGAAGGGUCCCUGCCCCGUCCCACUCACAGCAACACCACCCAGCCACACCCCCCCAACAGGAAGUGGACAAAGAAAUGAUGGAAAUUCUCAUCUAAACCAAUUAAUUUUAUCCAAAUGAAUGAAUAUGUGGCAGCUUGAUAUGAACACAAUAUACACGGUAAAGUUCAUGCAUACAGUAUGCUGUCAGUUUGCACACGUUCCCUUCAUUCUUCAGUUUGUUAUUGAUGAUAAGAGAAUGCAUUAAAACGCAGCGUUGUGUCAAUCAAAAACAUAGAAAAGACAACUAAGAAAACAUUUGAACUUAAAUGUCCUCUUAUUAGCAAGCACUGAGCUACAAUCUUCUUUCCUCGCAAAGAUUGAAUGACUGCAAUCAAACCAGCUUUUCUUUAACAAGCGUCUUAAGUCAUUAUCUGGUUAAACCAUGAAUAAUAAUUUAUGUUUACAUUUAUGUGAUGUUAUAUAAUAUUUACAUAUUCAGUGUUACAACCCAGUGUAACGUUGUUACAACAGUGUUAUAAAUGCAAAUAAAUGUAACAAAAGUUGAGAAUACAACUGCUUUUUGAAAGGAUUAAUUUUGAAUUUCCAUCCAUGGUAUAUUUUGUGGGUGGUAGAAAAUGCUUUCUUUGCUCUUUUAACACAACCAAUGUACGCAUCAUGCAUGCUGUGAACACAUCAACCCACCACUAGGUAAUGUUUUUUCUUCUCGUUAUUGUACAUCACAUAUACGGGGUAACACCAAAAGGUAUAAAACACUUGUUUUAAUGUUGGCCCAACAUAAUAUACGAUAUGUAACAACCAUUACAACAUCAACUCUACAUAGACAAGAACGCUUGAUCAUGUUUAUGAGGUUUUAACAGGAAAUGUUUAAAAAAAUAUUUUAUUUAACAAACUUGAAUCCCUUUUCACCAACCAGAAGAAAUUCUGACCCCCACAAACUGUUUGUGUCCAUUAAGCAAACAAAGUAGUAAUGUUUCUUUAAUAAAGUACUCCAAAAAACUUGCCUAUGAGGUCAAUUACAGCUAUAACUCUUAUAAAUGGUAAUCUUUUGCUAAAACUAUACUUUAAUAUCGCACUUGACCACCCUACAUGUUAAACUGCAUGAAAGUACAUGUAACAACUACUGUAUACAGGGCAUAGAAUACUUGUAUAAUGAAUAUGUGCAGAGACUUAAUAUUUUGUAUGCAUUCAUAUUCGGUCUAUGAAGAAAUGUUGAAGUAAACGAUCAAUCUUGCAACAA